GGGCUGAGCUUCCAUUUGGCUGCUGUGCUGUUGUCACUCGGCUUCAUCACUUACAUUGAACAUGUUCUCAGAAAGAGGUUGUCUAUCAUCUUCGAUGCCUGCAUACUCUCCAAGAAGUGCCAGCCAGGAUGUUCACAUCGCCACAGCACGAAUCUCGGGGUUCGUCUCCUCAACCUGCUUUUUGGGGCUCUUGCCAUCUUCCACUUGGCCUACCUAGGCUCAUUGUUUGACAUGGAUGCAGAUGACUCUGUGGAAGAACAGGGCUAUGGCAUGUCUUACACCAUCCACAAAUGGUCUGAACUGAGCUGGGCCAGCCACUGGGUGACCUUCGGGUGCUGGGUCUUCUACCGCCUCAUCAGCUGAAGCAGGACCUGCAUGUGGACUUGAGGAGAUGGAGCAGGGAAUGGGUGGAGAGGCAGAACUGAGGGCCUCCUCACCUUCAAGAACAUUGGAUGCCCACCAUCGCCUUGAGUGCCCUGGACGCUGACUGAUUACUUUUUCUUCUGGGAUGCUGAUGGAGGGAAGGGGCUCCCCAGCAGUUCAGUUGUGCCCCAUACUGUGGGCAUGUCCUGAUCCACUUUGCCCUGAGGGGGGAGGAACAUGCAGUACAACAUCCCAUGGUUGAGAGCCAAGAUAGUCUCCGGAAUACCUAUAAAAAAACCUCUUCUUCCUUUUCCCACAUGGUCUGGACUGCAGCAUUCAUAAUACUCUUCCAUUGGCUGCCUGGGGCUUGUGGGAGGUGUUAUCCAGAGGGCACCAGAUUGCCAGUUCAGAUCUUGUACAGUAACAAUACCUCUGUCCCUGGCUCUCUGAGAAAUAGCCGGCUCCUGCCAGGUCCUUUUUAGUGCUCCCUCUAGUGGCCAUUUGAAGGACCUGCACCAGCUUUCCCCUCCCCUCUGAAUGAUUUUUAUUGCCUCACUCAGUGCAUGUUUUGCCUCUUUUUGCUCUCUUGUGGCUGCAGGUGGGAGCUGCACCCACUGCUCCCGCGGUACCCCUUAUUCCUCCUUAUGGGGUUCUGUCUUUUCUGUAAAGUCUGAUGAUUAGCCGACGGGAAUCACGAUUCUUUAAACUGCAUUGAAGAUCCAGUUGAUUAUCUUUAAAAGUAGGGCAGUUUGUGUAGAUGUAGUAGCUUUUUCUGUUUUGCUUCUAAAGCCCUUGGAUUUUUCAGACAAUCAUAGCAGAAGUGUUGUUGAGGCCAUGGAGAAGAGGGCUGGAAAGACUGGGAAGGGGGCAAGCAAUUCUAAAUGGGCUGAACCUUCUGAAAUUUUCACGAUCAGAAUCUAUGGAAUUCCUGUUCAUUCCAAUUCUUUUCCACUAUGAUAUGGACCAGAAACUGGUGGCAUUUUCUUAAUCGGAGUGUAGCUGCUCAGGAUACUUAAUUCAGUGCCAAAUUCUGCGCAGAAGCGUAAACUACACCAGUUGUAGCAUACAAUUAUUUUGGAUUGAUUAAUCUGGAAUAAUCCUUGCUCCAUGGUUCCAUGCAUAUAUCGUGGAUAAAGCUCCCACUAGGUGUUUUUAAAACAAAGAGGGCAGGGAGAGGAGAACCAUUGUGCCUUCUUGCCAUAUGUUACCUUCCCUUCUUUGUGAAUAGAUCAAAAGGUUAUUUGAGUGGGUUGGGGUCCCCCCAUCUCUGUCAUGCAGUUACAAGCUAAGGAUUGCAUUGUUUCCUCUUUCACUAACGCACCAAUAAUCCCGUGGCAGGAUCUGCCCUGAAACGCAUAUGAGCUGUUUAGGUGAUACACUUCCUGUUAGAAAUACCACCCAUCAUUGCAGCAAAGCAUUAGCCUUUCACCUGCUUUUGUCAAGAGGAGGCAAGAUCAAGACUGGGAACAAUAGGAUCAGAACAUUCAACAUGGUCAGUGCCUAAUAAUGGAAAGUUGGAACAUUGGAACAAUUCUCUAACUCACUUCUCCUGGAAAGGAAAGCUAAAUACAGACAAGCCUUUAAUGUGGUACUAUGGAAUUCACUUAUCCCAGUUUGCAGGCCCAGCAGAAGGAGGAGGUAGAAGGCACUGGACCAUUCCAGGGGUGAGGAAAGGGGUCCUUUUUGAAAAUGCCACUCUUCUUUUUUAAGCUGCGUGUACUUUUUAAAACCUGCAAAUAGCAAUGAGCCCAGGGGGGAAUAAGCUGUACUUUUAAAGUGGUGGGGUACACGUCCAAUGCAACCUGGAGCAGUGCAAUUUCUUCUUCUACCUCAUGGGGCAUCGAUAAGGCAGAUCUAGCCUGCAGAACGAGCGGGUGGAGAUAGGUUUCUGGUGCUGCGUGAUUUCGGAUGGCUUAGGAAGGCUUGAUGCUGACCAGCCAGAUGGAGAAGACGUGCUACAGAAGGCGCCACGUGGAGUUUUCUCCAGUUUAAAAAGUAAUUAUUGAGUUUUUGUAUGUUUGGAGGGCCGUGUUCUGGAGGUCUUGUAGAGUCACCAGCAGAAUGAGUUCAGAUAGGACAGGUGAGACACUUAAGGCAUCUGACUCAUUACUGGGCAACAAUAUAUGUUCUGGCAUAUUGAAAGUAAAGAGUUUCGUGAGAAGCUGACUAUCAACUUUUCCCUAAUGUGCUAGUUUAUUAUGUGCGUUGCCAUUUUUAAAGGGGGGGGGUUAGAAUGAAAACAACUGAUCCACACACCACCUACAAAUGGAAGUAUUAGUUUUUCCUCCCUAUCCGGAUGUCCCCCAGAAGCAUUGGACUAAAGAUCUCCUCCCACAACAUUAAUCUCCUGGCCGAAAUACAAUACAACAAUAGGGAAGCUUGUAUUGUGGUCUGGGUUUAGACCAUCUUCCUCUUUCCUUUCUCUUUACCUUACUCUUUUUCCUUGCCUUUGUAAGGGAGCAGAGUAAAUUUGCAACCAGAUGCAAAAAAAAAAAAAAAAGUCCAAGAGAACAUUUCAGCAGAUCAUGCUUGUUUUGUGUGACAUUAAAUAUCGGUUCAUGUUGAGCCUCUCUCUUCCAUCCAGCUGCCAGAAGCCCUGGAUCCAGAUUCCUUGUAGCUUUUGUUUAUCUGCUAAUUCUCCUUUGGUUUUGGAGGAAUCAAGACUGUGGAAAUAUCAUCUAGCUCCAUUCCAAGUCUCCCCAUGGACUAAAGUAUGACACUGUUAAAUCCCAGGAUAUAUCUUCUGCCCCUUGCCUUGGUGAGGUAGAAGAUGCCAUGUACCGUAUGUAGAGUAUAAAAAAAGGGUGUUCUUUUUAAAAUGCCUUUGAUUUGUUUAUGAAAUAAAUAUUCUGUGG
Molecule: messenger RNA, 3218 nt
Organism: Python bivittatus (Burmese python)
Lineage: Eukaryota; Metazoa; Chordata; Lepidosauria; Squamata; Pythonidae
Source: RefSeq, a predicted model, not a curated record